Molecule: messenger RNA, 3231 nt
Organism: Terrapene triunguis (Three-toed box turtle)
Lineage: Eukaryota; Metazoa; Chordata; Testudines; Emydidae
Gene: CALCR
Product: calcitonin receptor
Exons: 13
Coding region: 315-1772 (485 amino acids)
Biological process (GO): adenylate cyclase-activating G protein-coupled receptor signaling pathway; cell surface receptor signaling pathway; positive regulation of cytosolic calcium ion concentration
Cellular component (GO): plasma membrane; axon
Molecular function (GO): amylin receptor activity; calcitonin receptor activity
Source: RefSeq, a predicted model, not a curated record
GCUAGGUUCCCAGGCGCAGCCCCUCAUGCGUGUCUCCGGGCAUGCUGCCGCUGCCCCUGCUAGUCCCCGUCUAUGCCUCGUCUGAGCCCCUUGGAUCGGGUCUGCGCCUCCCGCAGGGCUCGCCGCGGGAACAUGCCGAGCUGAGGAGCGGCUGGAGGCGGCGGCGGCAGCUGGGGCUCUCCCUGUGCCUGGGAUCUAAGGGCCCGCGCCGGGCAAUGACCCCCCGCUCCUCUGCCUCUGAGGACUGAAGGAGCUCGGGGGGCUCGGCACGCGCCCGCCGCGGAGGGGACGCGCGGCUCCAGCGCUUCAGAGGAAUGAGACUAAGGGUCAGCAGAAACGUAUCACCGAAGAAAGAAUCCACAAUGGAAAAAACAACUCACAGUUGCUUCUUACUGAUUAUGCUUCUAAUCAGAAUGGCUCCAAGUCUUACUUCUACUGUCAAUUAUACUGAUCCUACAUUAGAGCCUGUAGUAACUGAACAUUCACCAGAACGACAGAAGAUAAUAGAUUCACAGUUCAAAUGCUAUGAGAGAAUGAACAGAGAUCCACCAUAUAGAAAAAAAGGUCUGUUCUGCAACCGAACUUGGGAUGGAUGGUUGUGCUGGGAUGACACACCUGCUGGAAGUUUCACUGAUCAGAAUUGUCCAGAUUAUUUUCCAGACUUUGAUCCAACUGAAAGGGCUUCAAAAUACUGUGAUGAAACAGGAAAUUGGUUCCGACAUCCAGAGAGCAAUCGGACUUGGUCCAACUAUACAUUGUGUAACUCCUUCACCUCUGAGAAAUUGAAGACGGCACUCAUACUUUAUUAUAUGGCUAUAGUAGGCCAUGCUUUGUCUAUAACUUCACUAUUGAUUUCCCUGGGGAUUUUCUUCUAUUUCAAGAGCCUCAGCUGUCAAAGGAUAACACUGCAUAAGAAUUUGUUUGUCUCCUACGUUCUUAACUCUGUGUUUACCAUCGCCCACCUCAUCACAGUAGUGCCUAAUCCAGGCCUUGUAAAAAGGGAUCCUGUAAGCUGCAAGGUGCUGCAGUUUUUUCACCAGUACAUGCUGGGUUGUAACUACUUCUGGAUGCUCUGCGAAGGCAUAUAUCUUCACACUCUAAUUGUGGUGGCAGUAUUUGCUGAAGAGCAGCGUUUGCACUGGUAUUACCUCUUGGGCUGGGGGUUUCCUUUAGUGCCAGCAUCUAUUCACGCUGUUGCAAGAGCCAAAUACUUCAAUGACAACUGCUGGAUGAGCGUUGACACUCACUUGCUCUAUAUUGUUCAUGGACCCGUAAUGGCGGCUUUAUUGGUAAAUUUUUUCUUUUUGCUUAACAUCGUCCGAGUUCUGGUGACAAAGCUAAGAGAUACUCAUCGGGCUGAGUCCAACAUGUACAUGAAAGCUGUCAGAGCCACACUAAUCCUGGUGCCCUUACUAGGAAUUCAGUUUGUCAUUAUUCCCUGGAGACCAGAAAACAGACUUGCUGGAGAAAUAUAUGAUUACAUCAUGCAUAUAUUAAUGCAUUACCAGGGCUUACUUGUCGCAACUAUAUUUUGCUUCUUCAAUGGAGAGGUACAGGGCGCUCUAAAAAGGCAAUGGAUGCAGUAUAAGACCCAAUGGGGGCAAAGACGACGCGAGCACUGCUCUACGCGAUCUACCUCCUACACAGCAACAUCUAUCAGCGAGGUCCCCGUUUAUCUGAAUCACCAUGAUUCCACCAACGAACAGUUAAAUGGAAAAUACAUAGAUGACUCUGAACUCAUUGCAUUAAAAUCUGGAGAGACGUCUGCCUAGCUCGGAGGAAAACAAGACAAACAGGUCAUUUUGCAUUCUGUUCAUGGCAGGGUGGGGCGAAGGGAAGGAGUGCAGACUUGAGAGCCACUAUGAGAGAGUGUUAAACAGGACACAUCAUAUGCAAACUAUAGAAGCAUCAGCUUCGGCCAGUGAUGGCCCAGCGAGAGUCUGCCUGAGAGAGGUGGAUCUAGUAUUUGAUACUACUACAGCAUGCUGCUUUUAGAAACAGGACUGAAGAUGGAACUAUUCAAUGAGACAUUUGGAUUUUCCAUAGUUCCUGCUAUUGGCCAUAUGGCACACAGAUUCCAUAGUCAUAACAAUUCAAGGUAUCCCAUAGCAGAUAUAGAAGAACGGAUUAGUUCAUAGAAAGAAGUGUUCAGUUUCCAGACUGGACUAACUACACGAAGGAUUGGAAUUGUUCAGUAUUUGUUGCUUUAAAUACCUGUCUUUCACCCUAGACUUUAAACGAUCAUCUUUCAUUAGGUGUAACAGGCUUGGAAUCUGUUGUUGUUUUCAUUUUAAUCAGCUCUGCUGCUUUCCUGGAAAUGUUUGCACUUGGGUGGGAGGGGAGAAACCCGUCAUUCCAAGGUAUUCAAAUCCUUAGCUCAAAAGGAUCUCAGACAGAAUUACCCUCCUGACAUCAGGUGCAUAACAGAAAUGAAGGUAAACUAUUUAUUGUAUUAAAAACAUUCAACACUAGUAGGCAUAAGCAUCAGUAGAGAAACAAAACACUUCUUUGGGAGCCUCAUGAAAGUCCUGGAGCGAUCUCAAAAAUAUUUUUUGUUCAAGCUGUGCUAGUUAUUCGAUAAUAUUCAUUAAUAGGAAAACUGUAGCCAUAAUACUCCGCCCAGCAAUCUGAUAAGUAAGGAACAAUUUUGCACUAUGAAUAAACUGUGAAAUGUAUUUGGAAAUUAAGAUUUUUGUUAAUUGCUGUUGACACUCUGAGCCUCCAGCUGGUGAACAUUUGCCUGUCUAAUGAAGUUGUGUGCUGGCAGUAAAGGAGGCCCGUGGAAGAGAUGAGGAACUAGUUUAUACCAGUGUCACAGCCAAAGAAAUAUUCAUUAUUAGAAAGUCAAUAUUUUAUGUAAUUAUUAAACACUAAAGGUCUUUUUAUGAUUGUUAAAUGAGUCUUACAGCCAAGGAGUAACUUAUUUAUAGCUGUAAGGCUCCUCUAUUGCCAGUGUCAAAUGACAGUUACACACCAUUGGGCUGAGUAAAAUAGCUACAAUUUCUUUCCAAAGGUGAAUGUAAAAGUCCUUGCAAACGGAUAGGACCAGUGCCUGGGCAGCUCUGCAUGGAGCUUGUCAAACAUUUUUGACAAACUCUCUUAUGCCAAACUUUUCUUUUCUUUUAUUUUUUGCACACAAAAAAUGCAGAUUCAGUGACACCAAAACAUUCCAUGAAUUUGUGUCAGUUUCUUUGAAUUGUUUCAGUUUAAAAAAAACCUAAAAUAUUUUUA